AUGCCAUUUGGGCUAACCAAUGCACCUGACACAUUUCAAUCCCUUAUAAAUAAGGUGUUCCAACCCUUUAUAAGGAAGUUUGUGUUGGUAUUUUUUGAUGAUAUUCUCAUCUACAACAAAUCCUUGGAGGACCAUGUGUUACAUCUUUCUCAAGUUCUCUCCCUACUGAGACAGAACAUCCUUUCAGCCAACUUAAAGAAAUAUUCAUUUGCUCAACCUCAAUUGGCUUACUUGGGUCAUCUGAUUUCUUCUGAAGGAGUUGCUGCUGAUCCUGACAAACUAGCUGCAAUGCAGAAUUGGCCACAACCAACAAAUCUCAAGCAACCCAGAGGAUUCCUUGGUCUUACUGGUCACUAUAGGAGAUUCAUAAAAGGUUAUGGCACUAUUAGAAGGCCACUUACGGACAUGCUCAAGAAGGACUCAUUUGCUUGGUCUCCUGUUGCACUUCAAGCAUUCCAAGACCUUAAACAGGAUAUGACAACUGCUUAA
Papaver somniferum (opium poppy) is the source of this 489-nucleotide messenger RNA. RefSeq lists its product as uncharacterized. The record is from RefSeq and is a predicted model, not a curated record. The coding region runs from base 1 to 489 and encodes 162 amino acids. Lineage: Eukaryota; Viridiplantae; Streptophyta; Magnoliopsida; Ranunculales; Papaveraceae. The transcript has a single exon.